Chlorella variabilis is the source of this 1083-nucleotide messenger RNA. RefSeq lists its product as hypothetical. Gene Ontology annotation, biological process: intracellular signal transduction; protein phosphorylation. Bases 1 to 1083 code for a protein of 360 amino acids. Gene Ontology annotation, molecular function: ATP binding; MAP kinase activity. The record is from RefSeq and is a predicted model, not a curated record. Lineage: Eukaryota; Viridiplantae; Chlorophyta; Trebouxiophyceae; Chlorellales; Chlorellaceae. The transcript has 8 exons. Gene Ontology annotation, cellular component: nucleus; cytoplasm.
AUGUCGUCACAAAACAUUCCCAAGGAGUGCAGCGUGCCAGGCAAGAGCUGCUACCAGGUGUGGCGCACCAACUUUGAGAUCGACGAGAAGUACCAGCCCAUCAAGGCCAUCGGCAAGGGCGCCUAUGGCGUCGUGUGCUCCGCCAAGAACGCAGAGACGGGUGAGAAGGUGGCCAUCAAGAAGAUCACCAACGCCUUUGAGAACCUGGUGGACGCGAGGCGCACGCUGCGCGAGAUGAAGCUGCUGCGCUACCUCAGGCACGAGAACGUGAUUGCUGUGCGCGACCUGAUGCGCCCCGCGUCGCGCGACGCCAACGAUGUGUACCUGGUGUACGAGCUCAUGGACACCGACCUGCACCAGAUCAUCCGCUCCUCGCAGCCGCUCAGCGACGACCACUUCCAGUACUUCAUCUACCAGGUGCUGCGCGGCCUCAAGUACAUCCACUCCGCCUCUGUGCUGCACCGCGACCUCAAGCCCUCCAACCUGCUCCUCAACGCCACCUGCGACCUCAAGAUCUGCGACUUUGGGCUGGCGCGCACCAGCACUGAGAGCAACAACUUCAUGACGGAGUAUGUGGUGACCCGCUGGUACCGCGCCCCCGAGCUCCUCCUGUCCUGCGACUCGUACGACGCCGGCAUCGACAUCUGGUCGGUGGGCUGCAUCCUGGCGGAGCUGCUGCACCGCAAGCCGCUGUUCCCGGGCAAGGACUACAUCGACCAGCUGAAGCUGAUCAUCCGCACGCUGGGCACGCCCAGCGACGACGAGCUGUCCUUCAUCUCCGCCCCCAAGGCCCGCGCAUACAUCAAGGCGCUGGCGCAAGUGGAGCGCACCGACCUGGCCAAGCUGUUCCCGGGUGCCAGCCCGCUGGCGGUGGACCUGCUGGGCCGCAUGCUGCAGUUCGACCCGCGGCGGCGCAUCACGGUGGAGCAGGCGCUGGCGCACCCCUGGCUGGCACAGCUGCACGACGAGGCGGCGGAGCCGGCGGCGGCGGGCGUGUUCAAGUUUGACUUUGAGGAGCAGGACCUGGAUGAGGCGGCGGUGCGGCAGAUGGUGUGGGAGGAGAUGGAUGCGUACGACAAGUGA